UGCGAGCUGAAAAAAAAAAAAAAAAAAAUGGCGACUAAGAAAGUGCAUCGAUUUUCCUCUGAAGUGGAUUUGCAAAUGUCAGUCUGCUCUUUAAUUGCUGAAAAGUCUACUAAAGCCAUAGCAGACCACGGUUUCUUCGCAGUUGCAUUUUCUGGAGGAAGUAGCGCGAAGAUCGUUUGCAAGGGGCUUGUUUCUCUGGGGCUGAAGUUAGAUUUUUCCAAAUGGCGAGUUUUCUUUUGUGAUGAGCGCUAUGCUAGUCUAAACCACCCUGAUAGCAACUACAAACUAGUAAAGGAUAACCUAUUGGAUGUCAUCAAGACGAAGCCAGAGUGCGUGAUAAGUCUGGACUAUAGCUUACCCUUGGAAAAAGCAGCAGUGGAAUACGAAAAAAGACUAAGAGAAUUAUUCCCUAGCGAAAAAGAGCCUCCUCAGUUAGAUAUGCUUCUUUUGGGGAUGGGGCCUGAUGGGCACAUUUGUUCCCUUUUCCCAGGCCACCCAUUGCUCACUGAGUCAUCAAAGCUAGUCGCUGCAAUUUCCGAUUCGCCUAAGCCUCCACCGUCUCGAAUUACUCUAACAUAUGCACUACUCAAUGAAGCACAUUCUGCUGUAUUUGUAGCUACAGGCUCUGGCAAGGCGGAGGUUGUGAAAAGAGUAUUAGAGGGAAAUGAAUCAGACCCUCUUCCGGCUGCAAGGCUGAAGCUUACAAAUGGAGAUACUCACUGGUUUGUCGAUGAUGCCUCUGCAAGUCUGUUGACAAAACCUGGACUUUAGAGUAUGAAACAAGUGAAUGGUUUGAUUAGCUUAACAAGUUUGUCAAAGAUUUCAGAAAUAAUUUGGACACUAUGCUUCUUUUGAUGAGGGGGAUAAUUGGCAUAUGUAAUGGUAUCUAAUGGGGGGAUGGAUAGGUUCACGGAUCGGCGGAUUCGGCCUCUAAAUGCUCACGGAUUACGGAUUUUGAUGAUUAUUUCAGCGGAUUGGCGGAUUUUGGAAAUACGGCGGAUCACGGAUCUGUUGACAAUUUGGGCACAGAUUUCGGAUUUUGACUGCUUUGACUGUAGAAUUUUAGUUUUUAAGUGAAUUUCAAUCAAUUCUUUUGUUUAUCUGUCAAACCAUGCGGAUCUAAAAAUAUCUGCAGAUCCACGGAUUUGCCCCGAAAAUGUUGCAGAUCGGCGGAUUUACAUACCCCUAUUCACCCCCCCCCCCUAAUAGUUCUGCUUCUGUAGCAGAGCAUUUUCCAUUACAAAAAAAUAUCUUUAAAUUAGUGAGCAGCUCACAUAGAACAUUCUAUCAAUCAAUCAACAGUCUCUAUUGUCUUUGGGUAAACAUUUUAAUCAGCAACUGAAACUUAGUGAAAUGUACCAAUACUAUAUUUCAUACUUUUGCCUUAGUUGAAUAAAUUACAAAGUAAUGCA
Messenger RNA from Nematostella vectensis (starlet sea anemone), 1412 nucleotides. Its product is annotated as 6-phosphogluconolactonase. The transcript has a single exon. Gene Ontology annotation, molecular function: 6-phosphogluconolactonase activity. Gene Ontology annotation, biological process: pentose-phosphate shunt; carbohydrate metabolic process. The record is from RefSeq and is a predicted model, not a curated record. NCBI's taxonomy places the organism in Eukaryota, Metazoa, Cnidaria, Anthozoa, Actiniaria, Edwardsiidae. Bases 28 to 771 code for a protein of 247 amino acids.